This is a messenger RNA of Saccharomycopsis crataegensis, 2349 nucleotides long. RefSeq names its product ankyrin repeat domain-containing DHHC palmitoyltransferase family protein. Gene Ontology annotation, cellular component: Golgi membrane. The record is from RefSeq and is a predicted model, not a curated record. Gene Ontology annotation, biological process: protein palmitoylation. Gene Ontology annotation, molecular function: protein binding; palmitoyltransferase activity. The coding region runs from base 1 to 2349 and encodes 782 amino acids. The transcript has a single exon. Lineage: Eukaryota; Fungi; Ascomycota; Saccharomycetes; Ascoideales; Saccharomycopsidaceae.
AUGUCACCAGGACACGAAAGAACCACCUCGGUACUAACGUUGAAUAAUCAACAGAUGAAUAUUGGAACCCAAGAGGAUCUUAUCCAGAGAUAUAUUCUAGCCUGUCAGAAUGGGGAUUUUGCAACAGUGAAGGACUUGCUUGACAAUAACCUUGUUACCGUCAACGAUCACUUGGAAGACAAUGUUUCGGGACUUCAUUGGGCUUCCAUCAACAAUAGACUAUCAAUAUGUCGAUAUCUAGUAUCGAAGAAUGCUGAUGUAAACUACCAAGGUGGUGAUUUGAACGCCACUCCACUACAUUGGGCUUGCCGCUAUGGUUUGGUGUAUAUUGUGGACUUUUUGAUCCAGAAUGGGGCUGAUGCGACCCUUUGUGAUGGCCAAGGAUUCAAUGCGCUACAUCUUUCGGUCCAUUCAUCAAAUAUCAUGCUUGUGGUCUAUAUUUUGAUGAUGGCAGAUAUCGAUAUUGAUAGCAUUGACCCCAACGAGCGUACCGCACUACACUGGGCGGCUUACCAAGGGGAUGCAUUAUCGGUGGAAGUAUUAUUAAAAUUUGGGGCCAAUGUGAACAGAAUUGACAAUACAGGAUUUACUCCCUUACACUGGGCAUUAAUAAAGGCCAACUCUCUUUGUUUGUCAAAUUUGGUGAAAAGCAAUGGCAAUGGAGGAGCGUGCAAUAUCUUUGCAACCACCAACGACGGGAAAACCGCCUUUGAUAUCGCCAUCGAUAUGGAUAGCUCUAAAAUAUUCCAAGAAGUGCUCAAAGAAUGUGGGAAGGAUUCAGAUGGAAAUGAUGUAAAAGUUCCGGAUUUGUUUCUUAAAAAUAAAAAAUUACCCAAAGUGAUAACGUUUCUAGUACCUUAUGUGGUGGUGGGGUUAUCUUUGGAAUUCUUUUCUGAUUAUUAUAGUUUGUGGCAGACUUUAUUAUUUGAUUCGGCAUUAUUCGUCAUGAGUCAUUUUUUUCUCUCCAAAUUGAUUCUUCCAAGUUAUAUUCAUGAUAAAAAAAGAUUUUUCAAAUCACCUUUGUUAGCUGGGAUAUUCUCAUCAGUCACAGUUUGGGUAAUCAUCAACUGGUUUGUAUACGUGUUGCCAAACACUCUAGACGACCAUGGGAUUGCUAACAUUUGUUUCUCGAUCCUAGCUAGCAGUGUGGUGUUUUGUUUUUACAAGUGCUUGUCUUUGAACCCCGGAACUAUCAAACCUUUGCCAAUAAAAAUGAAAUCUAAUAUUGACAACGGAGAAUCUUUUUCUGAUGAUGAUUCUACUCUAGUUGAUGCAGAUGAAAAAAUUAGGGGCGCAGUUAUCUCAGGAAUAAAAGAUUUGUUGAAAAAUGGGAAAUUUGAUUCUAAAAACUUUUGCAUACACACAUUUGUCAGAAGGCCUUUGAGAUCAAAGUACUCUGAAUUUUCUCAAGCGUUGGUAGCAAGAUUCGAUCAUUUUUGUCCUUGGAUUUAUAAUGACAUUGGUUUGAGAAACCACAAGAUCUUUAUUUUUUUUGUGAUGUCUUUGGAAGCUGCUAUCAUAUUGUUUGCAUAUUUAUCUAUAAACCAUUUCAAUCAUGUUUCGAACUUAGCAGUACACUAUGUUUAUUCAAACGACGAUCAUACCAUGAAAACUGUGAAAAGACCUCCGCAUACCCCGUUCCAGGUAUACAAUCCUGUCAGUGAUAACGAUUGUACGAUCUUGACCAGCAGUUGGUGCAAUGGGUAUUCUGACUCUUUGCCACUAUUUAUUCUCAAUGUCUUUUGUAUUUUCCAAGGCCUCUGGAUAUUAAUCUUGUUAUUGGUACAAUUUUUCCAAAUUUCCAAGAACUUAACUACUUUUGAAGCCGCUGCAUUGAAUAAACCACAAAACAACUACUAUUAUUCCCCAGUGCCGAUUGAAUUAUUGACGGAAUUAGAAAACCCAUCGAACAAUUAUUCCAAUGGCCAUAGCAGUAUCGACAACACUACUUUGGAAGGAAACAAAUCAGAAGAUUCCGGAUCCGAUGGGAAUAGUUCUGGUAACAAAAAUAAAUCAGAAGCUGGUCAUGAGCCACCAGAUAUCUUUAAGCUUGAGAACCAUAAGGGCUUUUUCAUGGCAUUACUUAAACUCAUUGGUAUCACUCAAUUUAUUUUCACAUUUAAAAAUAAGAAUCGUUUGAGAGCGUCGUCGUUUAAUUUUGGUUUCAAAGUGAAUUGUAUGGAAUUUUGGUGUUUGGGUAAUACUUCUAAAUCGAAAUAUAAUAUUCGAAAUUUUUUCAGAAUUCCUGCCCAAGAUAAUGGUGAAACAUAUAUUGGAGAUCAAAUAGUUGACUAUUAUAAGUUGUACGAUUAUCCAAUAAGAAGAAUGAGUUACAAAGAGUUAGUCUAG